This is a messenger RNA of Anastrepha ludens (Mexican fruit fly), 1098 nucleotides long. RefSeq lists its product as uncharacterized. Gene Ontology annotation, cellular component: nucleus. The transcript is spliced from 2 exons. The record is from RefSeq and is a predicted model, not a curated record. Lineage: Eukaryota; Metazoa; Arthropoda; Insecta; Diptera; Tephritidae. The coding region runs from base 153 to 992 and encodes 279 amino acids. Gene Ontology annotation, molecular function: zinc ion binding.
GUAGCGCUAUACGUUUCGAUAGUUGAAAAAUCCCCGAUAGGUAAAGGUUCUCAUCUUAUCGAUUAUACUAUCGCUUGCUUUACAGCUGCUUAAUUUACUUUGUUGAGACAGAAAUUUGUAAAUAGACAAAAGUUUAGAGCCAAGUUUUUUCCAUGUCGAAAACCUUCGAGAUGUGUAGAACCAGUGAUGAAUGGAAGUUUUGGUGUCGCCUCUGUGCUACAGAAAAUUCUCGAAACAUCAACGUAUUGUCAGAAAUGGAUUCAAAAUCACAGCUUAUGAACUUAGAUUUUAAUAGCAUUAAAUUUAGGGAUUUCAUAGAUCAGUUCUUUCAAAUUCGGAUUGAAGAGGACGGAGAUCUAUCCCAUUGGCUUUGUACACAAUGUUUUUCGUUGAUUUCAGCCUUGGUUAAAUUUUCGGAGCAUGUAAAAAAUGUGCAAAACAUGUAUGAUGCUAUUCAACGUUCUGUGAACAGAAAAACUCUGGAUUUGAAAGUGUUUCGAGAGAAUUACAAUUUGCUUGGGAAUGAGUUAUUUAUGUUUAAUUUAUCGGAUAUAAAAUCAAAAGUUGAAAACAUUUCAAUUGAGCCCAAUAUAAUAGUUAAAGAAUCACUAGAUAGUAUUGUGGAGAGUGAAAUAAUAUCGGAUGAAGUCCGAAAUGGAGUAUUUUGCAAUAAGUUCGAAUACAAGAGUGAAUAUCAAGAUCCCCUUGGUGAUGGCAAUGAAAAUGUCGGUAGUGACAUAGAAAGUGUUAACUCAGGAGGAAAACAGAAUGAAGAAAAUAACAUAAAAAUAGACCAAAGCGAAUUAAAUGAACAAUUUCCUAAUCGACUUAGUGCGAAUAAGCAAAAUAAAAUGUUAAAAAAAGAGUUGUGUAUCUCUGAGAAAGAUUCAAAGGAACAGAAAUACUUUUGUAGCGAUUGUUCAAUGCAUUUCCAAAGACUUAGCAAUUAUAGUUCGCAUAUGAAGAAAAGACAUGGCAUCGUAUAUGAAUAAGAUCCUUUGACAUGCCCUCAAUGUGCUAAAGCCUUCCCAUCUAAAUCCAGACUUAAUCGUCACAUUAAAACACAUCGGCCACUGGCGGAAGCGCGAAUAUUUCCAU